Messenger RNA from Lactuca virosa, 3244 nucleotides. The record is from the annotation of a GenBank genome assembly. NCBI's taxonomy places the organism in Eukaryota, Viridiplantae, Streptophyta, Magnoliopsida, Asterales, Asteraceae.
GUGCUUUGGUUUAUCUAAACAUUUUUGGCAUGUUAUGGUUUACGCCAAUGAUCCCAAGCAACAACAGACAGUAACACAAUGGCUUUUACACUGUCGUCAUUCGUCAAGCAGCAGGACUAUUUUAAUCGUCGAAUACCCACCAAAGCUUUGAAUGACAGCCACUUGCAGAAGACCCGUGCCGAACUAAAACGAAUGCUAUUGUUAUUCAAACUUGUAGGCCUAAAUCAGGAGCACUCGCACUCUUUGUUGACUCCUUUGUCUUCGUAUCUACAAUGAAUUAGAGUUGGAUACGCUUACGCAUCACACGAAAGAGAAGAUGGUGACGAGGAAAACAGCGUUCAUGUUUCUUCUAGCACUGAAAUUCAUCCUGUUCAUUAGACUCGCAGACUCUGUGGUUCCACAGGACGAAGUGGAAGCUCUUGAAGAAAUUAUGAUUUUAAUGGGUGCAACAAAUUGGAGGUUGAAUGGUAACUCUUGUCAACUUGAAGCAAUAUCUGAAAUGCCAAAACCCCACCCUGAAGCCGAUGCCAAGGUCCAAUGUGACAUUGACUGCAACAAUGAUAACUCCACUGAUUGUCAUGUUGUAAGCUUCGUACAUAAGUUUUAUAGUCUUAAUGGUGUUCUUCCACGUGAACUUGUAAAGCUUCCUUAUCUUCAAACUAUUGAUUUUGCUUACAAUUACCUUGGUGGCAAGAUUCCAUCUGAAUUGGGCUCAACGCGGUUGCAAUCAAUAUCUCUUCUUGGAAACCGCUUAUCCGGGGAAAUACCAGGGGAACUCGGGAAUAUUACAACUUUGACAUAUUUGAACCUUGAAGCAAACAACUUUUCUGGGACUAUUCCUUCUGAUCUUGGGAAAUUGAUUAAUUUACAAGCAUUGAUCUUGUCCUCAAACCGGUUGACAGGGAUGUUGCCAACUUCCUUUGCUGAAUUGAGAAGCUUAACAGAUUUUAGGAUAAGUGACAACAACUUCAGUGGAUCGAUACCUAAUUUCAUACAGAAUUUGAGGCAACUCAGUAAACUAGAAAUGAUUGGGACUGGGCUUCAGGGACCAAUUCCUUCAAACAUAUCCCUUCUUCAUAAUUUAAGUGAUGUGAGGAUAUCUGAAAUAAGUGGACCAACUCAGAGAUUCCCUCCUUUAGAUAAUGCUAUCGGUUUACUAACAGUUGUGUUGAGAGGAUGCAACAUUUCUGGAGAGAUACCUGCUUAUAUUUGGCAAAGAAGAGAUCUUCAAUUAUUGGAUGUAAGCUUUAACAAGUUAGUAGGGGAAAUAUCGAAUGACAUUGUUGGUAGGAGCUUGCGUUAUGUGUUUUUGACAGGCAACAUGCUAAGUGGAGCUAUACCCAACACACUCUUGAUUGAAGGAGCUACCAUUGACUUGUCCUACAACAAUUUCACAUGGCAAGGGCCAGAUCGACCCACAUGCCAACCAAACAUGAAUCUAUACAUCAAUUUGUUUAAGAGUUCGGGGAACACAUUACAGGAUAUACUGCCAUGCAUAAGGGAUGCCACAUGUCCUAGAUAUGGAUGUUCCUUACACGUUAAUAGUGGAGGAGAUGAUGUAAGGGUAAAAGAAAAUGGUGUGGAUGUUGUUUUUGAAGGAGAUGCAUCCUUUGAUGGUGGUGCUGGAAGUUUUCAUAGAACCAGUAAUAAUUGGGGACUUAGUAGCUCCGGAGACUUUCUUGAUGACAAUAUUCAAACAAACCGUUAUGUAGAAUCUUUGCAAAAUUCAACAAAUUUAGCUUCCAUUUACACAACUGCACGCCUCUCUCCACUCUCACUUACUUAUAUCAGCUAUUGUUUGGAAAAUGGUGAUUAUAUUGUUGAUCUUCACUUUGCGGAAAUACAAUAUACGAAUGAUAGUACGUAUAGAAGCCUUGGCAGACGGGUGUUCGAUAUCUAUAUUCAGGGACAAGUUGUGAAGAAGGACUUUAAUAUAGAAGAUGUGGUUGGAAUACAAAUGCCACUUGUUCUACCCUUCAAUGCAAGUGUGACAAAUAACAUCUUAGAGAUACGCUUUUAUUGGGCUGGUAAAGGGACAACACGUUUUCCCAAAAGAGGACGUUAUGGGCCCCUUGUAUCAGCUAUCUCUGUUAACCCAUAUUCUAAAAUUUGUUCAAUUCCUGGGAAGAAGACAGAAAAAAUUAAGUAUGUUGGUUUUGCAAUUGCGGGGCUGUGUCUUGUGUUGAUAAUCUUGGCUGUUUUGUGGUGGAAAAGGUCUCCAAAAGAAAGAAAAAGGAAUUAUAAAGAUUUUGAAGGGGUGGAGUUGAAAACAGUAUCGUUCUCUUAUAAACAACUAAACACUGCUACAAACAACUUCAAUGCUUCACACAAAAUUGGAGAAGGGGGAUUCGGACCUGUUUUCAAGGGUACGUUACGUGAUGGCACUGUAGUUGCUGUAAAACAACUUUCCUCUCGUUCAAAGCAAGGAAAUCGUGAGUUUUUAACAGAAAUUGGUGUGAUAUCGUGCUUACAACACCCAAAUCUUGUGAAGCUUUAUGGAUGCUGUGUUGAAGAAGAUCAAUUGUUGCUAGUAUACGAGUAUCUGGAAAACAAUAGCCUUGCAAAUGCUCUAUUUGGUUCGAGUAAAAGUAGUUUAAUGUUGGAUUGGGCAACAAGGUUUAAGAUUUGUGUUGGAAUUGCUAGAGACUUUGGAUUGGCUAGGCUAGAUGAGGAUGAACAUACUCAUGUCAGCACACGAGUAGCUGGAACAAUAGGAUACAUGGCACCAGAAUACGCACUUUGGGGUCACUUGAGUGACAAGGCGGAUGUAUACAGCUUUGGAGUUGUGGCUUUGGAAAUUGUGAGUGGAAAGAACAACAAUAAAUACAUACCAAACAACGAUAGUGUUUGUCUUCUAGAAUGGGCUUAUCGUUUGCAAUCUAGUAAAAAGUACGAUGAACUAUUCGAUGAGAGGUUGGAAUUUAAAAUCAACAAAGAAGAAGCAGAAAAUGUGGUGAAAGUGGCGUUAUUGUGCACAAGUGGAUCUCCAUCAAUAAGGCCAACAAUGUCUGAGGUAGUGAGCAUGCUUGAAGGCAUAACAUGUAUCCCAGAAAUAACCCCGGAAGUAGGUCGCUAUUUUGAAGAUUUGAGAUUCCAAACAAUGAGGGAUGGAAAUCAGGUUGGACACACAGGAAGUAGCAUCAACACUCAAUAUUCGGCUACUGUUAAGAGCGAUACACGUUUUUUGACUACAUCUUCAAAUGAUCGUUUUGAAGUGGUAUCUGUUGACACAAGAUCAUUCUAA